AUGGUUAAGGGUUUGCACAGCCAAAACCUCCCGGCCGAUGUAGCACAUGUCGUCGAUCAGCUAGAGCGCCACUGCUUGGCUCCUGAUGGAUCUCUCAUCUCCAAGCCUCUCUACAACGAUCUCCAACUCGCUAGAGAGGAAAUGUGCAGGGAAAGACAUCGCUAUCUAGAAGCCAUGGCUAUAUAUUCUGAGGCUAUUGCAAUGGUGGAAGAGUAUCAUCAAGCCAUUUCUGUGUCUAGCAUCGGUGGAAUGAGAGAUACUGGAGGUCUUUAUCCGCAGUUUGGAUUGAGGAACUCUCCUCAGGUUUAUCAGACAUUAGAACAUCAAAUGACUGUCGCCGAAGCGGCUCAGCGAUUAAGACUACCUCUUAUUUCCAAAGAUGGAGAAGUUCAUGAUGAAGAAAUUGAAAAGCUAAGUGUAGUGUCUCGAAGCUCCCUUGACAGUACUAGCACCGGUGCUGUGAACAACUCGAGCAUGAAUUCUUCUAAUUAUGCCACUCCAAACAGCUCUGUUAGUGGGGCUAAUUAUUCUCUUGCUUCUAUGGAUCAAGUAGAACCUGUAGUUGGUGGUGUUCCCAAUCGUUUUCUUGGAAUUACACCGGCUUAUUUGUGGCAGACUCAGCAUCUAAAAACACCAUUAUCUGUGGAUAUGACAGAAUAUCGUAUGGCUCUCUCACGGGAGGUAGAUGCUCGCUUGAAAAUGAAAUGUGACAAGUUAUCAGACGCGUUUGUGCUGGAUGACAACGCUGAUACCUUGUUUCUAGAUUCAGAUUCAUCAUCAUCUGGAAGUCAAAGUUCAACUUCACGGCUUCCAGAAAGAGUGAAGUUGUUGAUUGAGGAGAUCGAAAGAGAAGAAGCAGCACUGAGAGAUGACCUUUAUUCUGCUGAUAGAAAAUUCGCUGAAUAUUAUAGUGUAUUGGAACAGAUACUUGGGGUGCUCAAUAAACUUGUCAAAGAUUUGAAGUUGGAUCAUCAACAUAAAUAUGAUGAGACGCAGAAAACUUGGCUCUGUAAAAGAUGUCAGACCAUGAGCGCAAAAUUGAGGGUUCUAGAAAAUGUUCUUCUUCUCGGAACUUACACUAAGGAGUCUAUUCCCGCCCUUCAUAAGAUAAGGAAGUAUCUCGUCGAGGCUACUGAAGAGGCUUCUAUUGCAUAUAACAAAGCGGUUACUCGACUGCGCGAGUACCAGGGUGUGGAUCCUCACUUUGACGACAUUGCGAGGCAGUACCACGACAUUGUAAAGAAAUUGGAAAACAUGCAAUGGACAAUAGACCAAGUUGAGAUGGAUCUGAAACGCAUGUCAGAUAGUUCUACCUCAUAG
Lathyrus sativus (Indian pea) is the source of this 1320-nucleotide messenger RNA. Lineage: Eukaryota; Viridiplantae; Streptophyta; Magnoliopsida; Fabales; Fabaceae. The record is from the annotation of a GenBank genome assembly.